Molecule: messenger RNA, 649 nt
Organism: Columba livia (rock pigeon)
Lineage: Eukaryota; Metazoa; Chordata; Aves; Columbiformes; Columbidae
Gene: KMT5C
Product: lysine methyltransferase 5C
Exons: 3
Cellular component (GO): nucleus
Molecular function (GO): histone H4K20 methyltransferase activity
Source: RefSeq, a predicted model, not a curated record
ACCAAUGGAGAGCGAGGGGCGGGGAUAGCCCAAUAAGGUGGGAAGAGGAGUGACGGGCGUCAGCUUUAGCCAAUAGCAGCGCCUCUCGCCCCACAGCGGGCCAAUGGGGAGCAGCACGUGCCGCCCGGCGCGGUCUGGCCAAUGGGAGCCGCGAGCGCCUCAGCCCGGGACGGGGGCGGGACGCCACGCGAGUGGCUGCGCCGCCGGCCAAUGGGCGCGGCGGGCCGGAGCGGAACCGACCAAUGGGAGGCGGCGGCGGCCGGGAGCGGGGCGGAGGCGCCGGGCGCUGCGGGACCGGCCGCGGGUCCCGGUUCCGCUCCCCCGGGGCCGGUCCCCGGUUCCCCAUGGCGUCCCGGCGGGUGACGGCGCGGGAGCUCUGCGAGAACGACGACCUGGCCACCAGCCUGGUGCUGGACUCGGUGCUCGGCUUCCGCACGCACAAGAUGGGCGUGAGCCCGUUACCCGCCCUGCGGCGGCGGCACCAGCUGCGCGCGGCCGUUGAGCGCUUCCGGCGGCGCCGGGACCCGGAAGCCGCGUGGCGCGCGCUGAGCGCGGCCUGGGCCGGGACGUACUUCCGGCAGCGGCGUGCGCUGCAGCGGCGGGAGCUCAAGAGUCACGUGCUGCGGUACCUGCGGCUGCUGGGGGGGGG